AAGAACAAGCUGCUUGCAUUCAGUUGGGGCCAAAUUGUCCCCUCAUGGCAGGAGAAAUGAGCCAGAAGAAUUUACACAAAAUGAUGAAGCAUUGGCACGAACCCCAGAGGAGGUCCUGGGCUCGGAGGCAAAAUAAGGUGGACGAGCUGCCGAUUGAGCAGACUGCCUGGACUCCAGACAAAAAGGACAUAGAGCUGCCUUUGAAAGUCCGACCGUCCGUCUCCAUAUCACUGAUUCCGAGGGACCUCGAACAGGGCGGCCGGGCCAUGCACCAAAUUGCCCCCGAAAGCGCCGCCGAGACUCGCAACCAUUUGCGAGACCGCCUGCCUAUGAUGGUGUGCGCGGCUUUCGCCUUUGCGUCUACUGCCACCCUGCUCCUCCUGUACCUGGACUCGCCCAUCUGGGCCCUCCGCAACUACGCGACGGCGGGGAAAGGCCAGAACGGAUCGUCCACACAGCACUAUUUGCAUUUCACCACCAAAGGGCAUAGUGUCGCUGCAACAGACCAAGAGACGAACCUCUCGACCUGGACGCUGUCGGAGGACGGGGGUGGCGCGAACGUUUCCGUGAUCGGAGAACGGGCCACCGCAGUGACAAGCGAGACCCUGAAUAGUGUCAAUGUCAAGAAAUAGGAAGGCAACAUGCGCGCACCAGGCUUACGUUAAUUUUGAAAAACGUUAAAUAUAUAUCGCUAUC
Messenger RNA from Dermacentor albipictus, 696 nucleotides. RefSeq lists its product as uncharacterized. The record is from RefSeq and is a predicted model, not a curated record. Lineage: Eukaryota; Metazoa; Arthropoda; Arachnida; Ixodida; Ixodidae.